Epithele typhae is the source of this 894-nucleotide messenger RNA. RefSeq lists its product as uncharacterized. Bases 1 to 894 code for a protein of 297 amino acids. The transcript has 14 exons. NCBI's taxonomy places the organism in Eukaryota, Fungi, Basidiomycota, Agaricomycetes, Polyporales, Epitheliaceae. The record is from RefSeq and is a predicted model, not a curated record.
AUGGAGUCUCCCGCGUCUAUCGCCGAGCAGCUGCAAGAGCUGGAAGCCUUCUACAAUGCGGCUUAUCUCGCUCGGCUCAAUACGUACUCACAGACGGCGGCCAUCGCGCUGCUCGGAUACGACGUCUUCAUCAACAUUGGAAACGAGGUGAACCACGUUUGGGCCGCGUGGGCGUGGCUUGAUAAUAUCGGGAACUAUGUGAUCUUCACUACUAUAUGCAACAUCAUCCUCGUCCUCCGUAUACAUGCAAUAUAUGACCAGAGCAAGAAAGUGCUCGUUUUUAUGACGGCAAUGAUGAUCUGCCAGUUCAUCCUCGAGUUUUCCACGACUAUUUGGAAUGCGACUGAGCUGAAGGCCAGACCGGCUCCGCCGCUUUACCCUGGUUGCUUGGCAAACUCUCCCCUCCGUGCGGCAACGCUCUUGUCUUGGAUUCCGAACAUCGUAGUGGCGGGUGUCUGCGUCGGCCUCUCACUCUAUCGAGUUUUUACAGGCCCCGAUGGGGAGUGGCGCCGACACCGAACCCUUUCGCCUCUGCUGAAAACGUUUAUGCGAGAUGGGACGCUCUUCUUCGCUACCGUACUAGAUUAUAUCCGCCGCUACGACUACCGGAACCUCAACAGCCCGUUGGCACCGUUUGCGCUCCCAUGGGUGACAGUCGUCUAUUCCAUCGGAUCCACGCGCAUGAUUCUCAACCUAAGGAUGACGGCCAAGUCGAGCACCUCUCAGGAGACCGCAACCCUUGGUCGGAUCACCGAUCUCACAAGCAAUGCGUCCAGCCUUGCGACGGCCGUCUUCCGGACCAACCCUCGCGCCGGCUUUUCCGAAGAUGUCGAGAUGGACUCUGUGAAGCCUGGCAGGUGGCGCGAGUGGGACGCCACUCAGAACGACGCGUAG